AUGGAUUCCUUUAAAGGUGGGAUGAAUUUGGAAAGACUGCCAGAGAGUUUAAGACCCCAGCCUUCACAUGACAUGGCUUCCAGCUUCCAUUUGCAAAGAUCUUCUGAAUCCAGAGAUCCGAUUGAGAAUUCAGCCAGUGAAUCGUCAGAUACAGAAGUCCCAGAAAAAGACCGGAGCGGCGAGCAGAAGAGCGAAGAUGGAAACCCUGAAGAUCCGGCGAAGAAGAAGAAACAGAGGCGGCAAAGAACUCAUUUCACCAGCCAGCAGCUUCAGGAGCUCGAAGCCACUUUCCAGAGGAACCGCUACCCGGACAUGAGCAUGAGAGAGGAGAUUGCUGUGUGGACCAAUCUCACCGAGCCCAGAGUCAGGGUCUGGUUCAAAAACCGCCGAGCCAAGUGGAGGAAGCGGGAGCGCAACCAGCAGAUGGACCUGUGCAAGAACGGCUACGUGCCCCAGUUCAGCGGCCUCAUGCAGCCCUACGAUGACAUGUACCCAGGCUACCCCUACAACAACUGGGCCACCAAGAGCCUGACUCCGGCGCCCCUCUCCACCAAGAGCUUCACCUUCUUCAACUCCAUGAGCCCCCUGUCCUCGCAGUCCAUGUUCUCCGCCCCCAGCACCAUCUCCUCCAUGAGCAUGCCCUCCAGCAUGGGCCACUCGGCCGUGCCCGGCAUGCCCAACGCCAACAUCAACAACCUCAGCAACAUCAGCGGCUCCUCUCUCAACUCCGCCAUGUCCUCCCCAGCCUGUCCCUACGGGCCGCCCGGCUCGCCCUACAGCGUAUACAGAGACACUUGCAACUCCAGCUUGGCGAGCCUCAGACUGAAAUCCAAGCAGCACUCCACUUUUGGGUACAGCAGCUUGCAGAGCCCAGGCUCUGGUCUAAACGCCUGUCAGUACAACAGCUGA
Molecule: messenger RNA, 909 nt
Organism: Chelonoidis abingdonii (Abingdon island giant tortoise)
Lineage: Eukaryota; Metazoa; Chordata; Testudines; Testudinidae
Gene: PITX1
Product: paired like homeodomain 1
Biological process (GO): regulation of transcription by RNA polymerase II; anatomical structure morphogenesis
Cellular component (GO): nucleus
Molecular function (GO): RNA polymerase II cis-regulatory region sequence-specific DNA binding; DNA-binding transcription factor activity, RNA polymerase II-specific
Source: RefSeq, a predicted model, not a curated record